GAACACGAAACCACUGUGUCCUUGCUCAGGGCCGGUAUCACCAAGAAACAAGGUUUCCACUGUCCCACAGACACUUGCCAAGGCCCACCUUGCACUUCAGGUCCUCUCCAGACACAGCCAGCACCCGGGGGCAGAGCCUGGGACAAGCGAGCUCACUGCCAGGCACGCAGUGUUUCCGCGUCCAUGGGAACUGCAAGUCUUGGAGCCCCGGGGAACCCACUCCUGACUGGGCUGCCUGAGCACACGGAGAGGAGAACCUACCUGUCUGAUUCCAUAGUUGCACUGUGGACUCCCCAGGACCCUUGGCAUUUAAUCGGACCCACGUGGGAUAGGAAGAAAAAGAGUCUCGGCUGUGGGCAUUACAUGUUCCUGCUUCUGUGCGUUUACGUCAGCCUGGUGUAUCUCUUUUGAAGGAGUCUCAGUGUAUGGAGUAAUCGUGGGGGACAGUUUCACCUAUCGGAUGCCAAAUCUCCCCGUUGCUGUUCUUUAAAACACCUGCACGAAUGUCCUCAGUUUCCUAUCUCUUUGGGUUCCAGGAUGCUUGUGAAGGAAGAAUGAAAUGAACGACAAAGUCACGUUAACCAUCCCACAGAUGACAAUCAGGAAUCCUAGAAAAGAACACAAGAAAAAAAUAGUUUAAAAGUACUGGGAAGCAUCUCAAAGCCAGGAGAAGCCAAGAAGACUUAGCACUCCAGAAACAAUAGCCACAGGGGUAAGAGCUAAAACUUCCGGCUUUCUUACUGCACAGCACUCCCCAAGCUCCCCAGCUACUGUGGAGGAAAAUGACAGAUGGCCCUACUGCCUCAGCUGAAAUGACAGAGAAUAGAGUCUAGAUGUGGAGGUGCAGCUGCAAAAUUAAGGGGGACAAGGGGGCUUGGAAGCUAGAAGAACACAGAAGGCAUAGGACCAAAAAUAUUAUUGAAAAUGGAAGGCCAGUUGGUCCUUGUGUAUUGACGCUACCUCCAAGUUCACAGUCAAAUGAUGUUUUCGCACCGGCAUGACUGUUUUGAGCCCAGCAGAAAAAGUUAUCUACCUCAUAUUCUACCAUGCCAUCUUUGUGUUCUUUACCUGGACCUACUGGAAGUCUAUUUUUACACUCCCACAACAGCCAAACCAGAAGUUCCAUUUGUCCUAUACAGAUAAGGAGCGUUAUGAAAAUGAAGAGAGACCUGAAGUUCAGAAGCAGAUGCUCAUUGAUAUGGCCAAGAAGCUACCAGUUUACACAAGAACUGGGAAUGGAGCUGUACGAUUCUGUGACCGAUGCCAUUUGAUCAAGCCAGAUCGCUGCCAUCACUGCUCUGUCUGUGCCAUGUGUGUAUUAAAAAUGGACCAUCACUGCCCUUGGGUUAAUAACUGCAUUGGAUUUUCCAACUACAAAUUCUUCCUUCAGUUCUUAGCUUAUUCUGUUCUCUACUGCCUGUACAUUGCUACAACUGUCUUCAGCUAUUUCAUCAAAUACUGGAGAGUAAGUUUUAAAAUGCCGAAAUGUCUCACCCAGAAAAAACAGAUACCUACUCCUAUCUGUGACAUCAUUUUUUUUCUAUUUUGAAGUAACUAAUAUGGAAGUAACCAGCAGAGAAAACACCAAAAUCAAGUUUCCAUGUUAAAUUUUCUGAGGUUUAGGAGGCUGUUGUUUAAAGAUUCCAUCAUAUAUGAAAAUCAUGUUCAGGUCUUCAAGAACUUAACCUUGACUCUUCUUUGCAAUAUAAUUCUGUAGCCAAUUUAAAAAAAAAACACUUAUCACCAAUAAUAGAUUUGAAAAAUCUUGAAACUAAUUCUAAAUCCUUAGUUUCCUAAGGAGGAAAUGGACUAAAAAAAACACUCCCUCAUUGUUAGGAAAUGCUUUCUAAUUCCCAGUUCAAAGGAGAGUUGUAACAUUCCUGCUGGACAGAAAGAUUGAUUUAUCUUCACAUAUGACUGAAAUGAAAUGGGAAUCUUACUUGCACUUUGUAUGACAAGUACUGGGCUGGAAGUAGGAGAACUGAGUUCUAAUACUGGCUUUUUUACCUCCUUCACUGGCUUCAUUGCCAGCACCAAAUGAAACAGAUAUUGAUAGUACUUUUGCCUUUCAAACUGUGAUUCAAGUAAUUACAAUGAAAUUUUUUAAAAUCCUACUUUCACUUCUACUUGAAGAUAUCAAUAAUAUACCGUGUAUUUCUAAAAGAGUUGAAGGCAGAUUUUCAGCUUGUGUAUUUGUAAGGGUCAGGCAACAUUAUAAUGAAAUACUGGUGUUUUGUUUUUUUAAUUUCGUACCAGUGGACUCCAGUUCCUAUCUCUUCUCCACAACUCCUGUACAGUUACUGAAAAAUCAUGAUGAGGGUUGUCCAAACUGAAACUGAAAAGCAAAAGACAGUUGUGGGCAGAGCUACUAGUUAUUACUUGAGGAACUGCAUAAGAAUCUGUGUGCUAGCAAUAGCUCACCUCAAGUCACAAUGUAAAGUAGCAGAGAAAGAGCAUGAAUUCUGAUAUAUAGACUAUAAUAAGUUGGAGAAAAAGGAGAAAGCAAGGUAGUGAGAAUCUGAAUAUCUGAGAAUAUUUUAAUGAUUAAUUAGUGCAUUGAUCCCUACUAGUGUAAAAAGUAGUGUAGAAAAUUACAGUGAUAUGUGCUUUCCAUUCUCCCUUCAACUUGCUCCAUCAAUUCAGAUAUUUAAUAACUUUAAGAAUAAAGAAUUGUAU
Talpa occidentalis (Iberian mole) is the source of this 2676-nucleotide messenger RNA. It is a transcript of the gene ZDHHC15, whose product is annotated as zinc finger DHHC-type palmitoyltransferase 15. Gene Ontology annotation, molecular function: protein-cysteine S-palmitoyltransferase activity. The transcript has 8 exons. The record is from RefSeq and is a predicted model, not a curated record. Lineage: Eukaryota; Metazoa; Chordata; Mammalia; Eulipotyphla; Talpidae. Gene Ontology annotation, biological process: peptidyl-L-cysteine S-palmitoylation; synaptic vesicle maturation; protein targeting to membrane. Bases 998 to 1549 code for a protein of 183 amino acids. Gene Ontology annotation, cellular component: Golgi apparatus; endoplasmic reticulum.